Molecule: messenger RNA, 5681 nt
Organism: Oncorhynchus keta (chum salmon)
Lineage: Eukaryota; Metazoa; Chordata; Actinopteri; Salmoniformes; Salmonidae
Product: arf-GAP with coiled-coil, ANK repeat and PH domain-containing protein 2-like
Exons: 24
Coding region: 749-3364 (871 amino acids)
Cellular component (GO): cytoplasm
Molecular function (GO): protein binding; GTPase activator activity
Source: RefSeq, a predicted model, not a curated record
AAUCUAACUUUCAUGUUUACUAAUAAUAUAAGGGGAACUGCUGAGUGUAAAGGUUUCCAGUUCUCUGGCUUCAUAUUCUCUAGUUUGUCAUUUGCAUAAUAAUAUAUUGGCAGAUACAGCAAUUAAGGGUAGAAUACAUAUAUUUAAUUGAAAGCUGAAUAUGCACUGUGUGUGUGUACCACUAAUCCUCAUCACUGAUUGUUACAUUUUUCUAUAUUGGCUAAAUCAAGUUGUCAAAGGAGUAGGAAGGAGUAGAGUACAUGCGAAAAAAAAGACAAAGUCCAGCCUCUAAUCCUGAAGAAAGCGUUCUCAUUGGUUGUUUCAAGUAUCACUCACGUGCGUUUUUCAUGGACCGGGAAGCAGUAGCACUUGUCUUGACACGAUUAUAUAAUGUCGAUUCAGUUUGUACUGUUUUGUGUGAAAGGAGCCAGUGGGAGGCGUUUCUAUCACCUAGUGAAGUGUUUUAUUUUUUUCCAUUUUGAAUUUGAGUAAAAUUUGAGUAAAAAUAUUACAUUUUUGGUCUAACGUUUUAUAUUUAAGUAUUUAUUUUACUUGUUUAUGGUUACAUAUGUCGCGAGCCAAUUAUUAGCUAGCCAGCCAUACAGGCUAGAUAGCCGAGGUCUUGUGGAUUGAUAGCCCAGCUAGCUUUAGCUAGUAGCGGGUAGCCAAGUCCAGGGUAUACAGCAACUGCGUUUAAUCCCUGUUUUUACUUGUUAAAGAAAAUGAAGAUAACGGUUGAAUUCGAGGAAUGUCUCAAAGACUCUCCAAGAUUCAGGUAGGCGAAGUGACCUCAUCUUUGUUCCCACACGACAGUCAUGGUUUUAUGACGGUACCUGCUAGCAGCAUGUGUUCCCAGUCCAAAACGACCUCCGUAAUCGGUUUACGCUACCACAUCACCUCAAGGGCCACUGUAGAGGAGGUGGAGGGGGAUGUCGGGGAACUGGAGUCCAAACUUGACAAGCUGGUGAAGCUAUGCAUCGGGAUGAUCGAUGCCGGCAAGGCCUACAACACUGCCAAUAAACAGUUUGUCAAUGGAAUCCGCGAGCUCGCUGCAAGCUCCACCAAAGAUGAUGUCAUCGAGUCCAGUCUCACAAAGUUUGCCGAGAGUCUGCAGGAGAUGAUCAACUAUCACACGAUUUUGUUUGACCAGGCCCAGCGAUCAGUCAAGACCCAGCUUCUAACUUUUGUGAAGGAGGACCUACGUAGGUUCAAAGAGUCCAAGAAGCAGUUUGACAAGGUGAGCGAGGAGAAGGAGGCGGCGCUGACUAAGAAUGCCCAGGUGCCGCGCAACAAGCAGCACGAGGUGGAGGAGGCCACCAACAUCCUGACGGCCACACGCAAGUGCUUCCGCCACAUCGUCCUCGACUAUGUCCUUCAGAUCAAUGUACUCCAGUCUAAGAGAAGAUCGGAAAUCCUCAAAUCGAUGCUGUCCUUCAUGUACGCCCACCUGACCUUCUUCCACCAGGGUUACGAUCUCUUCAGUGAACUACAACCUCUCAUGAAACAGCUGGGGGGACAGCUGGACCAGCUGGUGGUUGAUGCAGCCAAAGAGAAGAGGGACAUGGAGCAGAAACACUCCACCAUUCAACAGAAGGACUUCUCGAAUGACGACACCAAGCUGGAGUACAAUGUGGACGCAGACAAUGGCAUCGCGAUGGAGGGCUACCUGUUUAAGAGGGCCAGCAAUGCCUUCAAGACAUGGAACAGGCGCUGGUUCUCCAUUCAAAACAAUCAGUUAGUUUACCAGAAGAAAUUCAAGGAUAAUCCCACAGUGGUGGUGGAGGACUUGCGGCUUUGCACAGUCAAACACUGUGAGGAUAUUGAACGCCGCUUCUGCUUUGAAGUGGUGUCCCCCACCAAGAGCUGUAUGAUGCAGGCGGACUCUGAGAAGCUGAGGCAGGCCUGGAUCAAAGCUGUCCAGAACAGCAUCGCCACUGCCUUCAGGGAGCAGGGAGAGGACGCUGAGAAGCUGGACCGGAAGUCUUCCACGUCGACUGGCAGCCUGGAAUCAGGCGGCGAGCCCAAAGAGAAGUCACUAAAGGGGGAGAGUGCCCUCCAGAGGGUCAUGGUCAUUGGGGGCAAUGCCUGCUGCUGCGACUGUGGCCAGCCUGACCCUCGCUGGGCCAGCAUCAACCUGGGCAUCACCCUCUGCAUCCAGUGCUCCGGAAUACACAGGAGUCUGGGGGUCCAUUUCUCCAAGGUGCGCUCGCUCACCCUGGACUCAUGGGAACCGGAACUACUCAAGCUGAUGUGUGAGCUGGGGAACGGGGUCAUCAACCAGAUCUACGAGGCUCGGCGAGAGGAACUGGGAGCCAGGAAGCCAAGGCCAGCAGACCCCAGGCAGGAGAUUGAGGCCUACAUCAGGGCCAAGUACGUGGACCGACAUUUCGUGCGGCGCCCGUCUGACGAGGAGCUGCGCUCCAAGGUGGUGUCCCUGUCCAAGCAAGAGAAGAGGCUGAGCAGCAGUUCGGAGCACUUGCCUCCCCGGCCGCCCCCACCCACGCCCAAACUCCGGCCUGCCUCCAAUGCCUCAAGUCAGUCAGCUGCCACCAAGGGCUUGGAGGCCCGCCGUGACUCUCUCUUCUGUCCAGACGAGCUUGACUCGCUCUUCUCCUACUUUGACACCUCCGCCAAGCUUAGGAGCAUAAGGAGUGCGGACAGUGGCAUCCAGAACAGUGCUGAUGGGAGUAGGGAGAUGCUGGCCACCAUCCCCUCCACGAACAGCUUGGCUGAAGCAGAAGCUGCCGAGGCACCUCCCAUGACUAUGCCUGCCACCCUGCCCCCUCCGUCGCCCUGUAAGGAGGUGGUGAUAUUCUCGGAGCCCAAGGAGUACUCCCCGGGACUGCAGCUGUACUGGGCCUCAUGUGCCCGCAGCCUGCCUGACAUGGCCGAGGCCCUGGCCCAUGGAGCGGAGGUCAACUGGGUCAACACCGAUGACGAUAAGAGGACCCCGCUCAUCAUGGCUGUGCAGGGGGGCUCUUUGGUGACCUGUGAGUUCCUUCUCCAAAAUGCGGCCAACGUGAACCAGCAGGACGCCCAGGGCCGAGGACCACUUCACCACGCCACCAUCCUGGGUCACACUGGACAAGUGUGUUUAUUCCUGAAACGAGGAGCCAAUCAGAAAGCGGCAGACAUUGAUGAGAAAACGCCACUAUCCAUGGCAGUGGACGCUGCCAAUGCAGACAUUGUCACAUUGUUGCGAUUGGCCAAGAUGAAUGAGGAGAUGCGGGAGGCGGAGGGGCCCUACAUGCAGUCAGGAGAUGAAACCUACCAAGACAUUUUCCAGGACUUUUCCCAGAUGGCGUCAAACGACCCGGAGAAGCUGAACCGCUACCAGCAGUACGACUCGCAACAGAGGCCAUGAGGGAGGGAGAUGCUACAACUCAGGAGGACCCACUUGGAAGUGUGCAGAUAGGUCCGGAAUUCUAAUGGGGUGUGCUCAGCACCAGUAUCAGAAGGCCGUUUCUCCAGAACCUUAAUGGCGAAGGUGUCUGUCAUAUAGCGUUUUUUAUUGGUUUUCAUGGUCUACAUUUUUACCCCUAGAGUAAAAAAUACAUUUCAAUGUGGUGUUUUGGUAGCAUGUUUUCAUAGCAUUGGUCUAUUGUAUAUUAAGCUACAAGCGAGAUUCAUUAUGUCACAAUGUUAAACAUUAAGGUUAAUGGUCAUCCCCCAGGUGAACAUAUCCUGCCAUCUUACUUAAUUGCACAAGGUCCCACUUUCCUAGUCUUAAGUCAUCACUGAUGUUUACAGUGAAACUUUGAAGUGUGAGUCGAUGUACAGUGCACGUUGCUGGUGUGUCACUCUUCCGAUAAAAGCCCAUAAAUGUGGCACAUGCAAAGAUUGAUAGUGGGUGAUUUUAGGUGUAAAAAUAUAUUGUCAGAUUCUCCAUGUUGGACACCAGACUUGUUGUCUGUUUGUGAGGGGAUUGGGGGGUAGUCAGUAGUGUUUUUGUUUUGUUGUGUAGGGGAAAACAAGCCGUAUGUUGUUUAAGAGUAUCAUUUUAUAUUCAAUCUCAUGUUGGGAUUGAACCCGGAAGCCAGUCGCACCAAUGUGUCGGAGGAAACAAGUCAGCGUGCAUGCGCCCGGCCCGCCACACGAGUCGCUAGAGUGCGAUGGGACAAGGACAUCCCGGGCCGGCCAAACCCUCCACUAACCUGGACGAUGCUGGGCCAAUUGUGCGCCGCAUCUGUCGCGACCGGCUGCAACCCAGGUCUGUAGUGACGCCUCUAGCACUGCCUUAGACCGCUGCGCCACUUGGGAGGCCCUGUGUUUGUCUGUUUCUGUAUGUUCAUGUUUGAGUUUAAGUACCCGCUGUUUCUGAAAUGCUCACUAUUAUAUUUCAAGCUCAAGUAUUUUUGCCUCCUGCUCAUUGGAUAGCAAAAAACAACACCUACAAACAAUCAGUGUAGAUGAAGAGGAGGAGACCAGUAACCUUUUACUGUACUGGGCAAAAUCAUGGUCACCUUAAACAAAAGUAUACGCCUCAUGGUUAUGGGCUUUCAAAAAAUACACCUGUACCAUGUCAGAGUUUAAAAGUAUUAAAUUGUGUUUGUGUCCCAAUAUUUAACUUUAUAUACACAUCACAGAAGACUGAAAUAUAACAAAACUGUUUGAGAUACACCAGAUCUUUGUUUUGAAUUAUGAAAAAAUUAACAUUCCACCCAUGAGGCCAAAGGUGCUUUUGGUCAUAGACUGCAGGAAAGUGCCACAGAAGGAUUUCUAAGCCUUGAGACAUGGAUUGCCAUUGAGGGUGAAUGGGCAAGACAAAAGAUUUAAGUGCCUUUGAAUGGGGUAUGGUAGUACUGUAGGUGCCAGGCGCACCGGUUUGAGUGUGUCAAGAACUGCAACACUGCUGGGUUUUUCACACACAAAUGUCCAGUAUGUAUCAGGAAUGGUCCACCAACCAACCACUGUGGGAAGCAAUGGAGUCAACAUGGGCCAGUAUCCCUGUAGAAUGCUUUUGACAACUUGUAGAGUCCAUGCCCUGACAAAUUGAGUCUUUUCUGAGGGCAAAGGGGGUGCAACUCAAUAUUCUGUCGAUACAUACUACUGUCAAUCUUUUUGGCAUUGCAUUUACAAUACGAAGAGCUCUUCAGCCCAUUAUACCUGGUGCUAACAUGCUUUCUGUGUCCGUAUCAGCUCCACAUUCUGAUUAUGCCCACAUUUUUAUACCUGUUUAAACUAUUAAAAUAAUACCUCUGGAUGUAACAUUUCUUUGACUCUCACCUGUAAAAACCCACCCACUGAGCUUUCAUCCAACCAAGCAAUUCAUCCCUGACUGUCUGGAGGUGGUCAGGAAGAUCUGUUCUUUAAAUUGUCUAUACCUGUCUAAAAAUGUGGGCACAAUCAGAAUGUGGACAAGAUCAGGACAUGUUAUGUGCAGGUAUAAACGGGGCUAUACUUAAUACAACAUGGGAUAUCUCUUGUACAGAUUUUGUAUAUGCCUACGUUAAAUAUAAAGUAGUGGUACCAGAAUAUUUAAAUAAGCUCUUGUAAAUGCUGUUCAUUUUCUUAUUGUCUUUUGAUAUUCUCUCUCCCUAUACCACUCAUAUGUAUACUAUCCAUGUAAUUAAGGACUAUAUUAUAUUAACUGCAAAUAGUGGACUGAAAAUGUAUUGCUGAAUGUUGAAUUGUUUGUUUGCUUUGUCAGAUUGAUUUUAUAAAUACAUUUUCCGUUGUGA